This is a messenger RNA of Lampris incognitus (smalleye Pacific opah), 2060 nucleotides long. RefSeq names its product stromal interaction molecule 2b (gene stim2b). Gene Ontology annotation, molecular function: calcium ion binding; calcium channel regulator activity; protein binding. Gene Ontology annotation, cellular component: plasma membrane; endoplasmic reticulum. The coding region runs from base 12 to 2024 and encodes 670 amino acids. The record is from RefSeq and is a predicted model, not a curated record. Lineage: Eukaryota; Metazoa; Chordata; Actinopteri; Lampriformes; Lampridae. The transcript is spliced from 10 exons. Gene Ontology annotation, biological process: store-operated calcium entry; intracellular calcium ion homeostasis; activation of store-operated calcium channel activity.
UCAUAGAGGACAUGAAGCAGCAGCAGACCAACAAACACAGCAACCUGCACCGGGAGGACCAGCACAUCACCGUGGAGGAGCUGUGGCGAGGCUGGAAGACCUCCGAAGUCCACAACUGGACCAUGGAGGACGCGGUGCAGUGGCUGAAGGAUUCGGUGGAGCUGCCUCAGUAUGAGAGAAACUUCCGGGACUUCCGGGUCACGGGGAACACUUUACCACGAAUAGCGGCCAAUGAACCGUCGUUUAUGUCAGUGCAGCUGAAGAUAGUAGACCAGCGACAUAAGCAGAAACUCAACCUGAAGGCGCUGGACGCAGUGCUCUUUGGCCCUCCUCUGCGUCCGCCGCACAACUGGAUGAAGGACUUUGUCCUGAUGGUCUCCAUCGUCAUCGGAGUCGGGGGUUGCUGGUUUGCCUACGUGCAGAACAAGUCCAGCAAAGUGCACAUCUCCCAGAUGAUGAAGGACCUGGAGAGCCUGCAGAACGCUGAACAAAGCCUCAUGGAGCUGCAGAGCCGGCUGGAAAAGGCCCAGGAGGAGAACCGGACUGUGGCGGUGGAGAAGCAGAACCUGGAGGAAAAGAUGAGGGACGAGAUAAGCGGUGCCAAGAAGGAGGCUCACCGGCUACGCGAGCUGCGCCAGGGGGCCGAGUGUGAACUCAGCCGGCUGAAAUACGCAGAGGAGGAGCUGGUACAGGUACGCAUGGCCUUGAAGCGAGCGGAGAAGGAGAUGCAGUCGGAGUGGUCGGUGCCGGAGGCGCUCCAGAUGUGGCUCCAGCUCACCCAUGAGGUGGAGGUGCAGUACUACAACAUCAAGAAACAGAGCGCUGAGCUGCAGCUGUCUAUUGCCAAGGACGAGGCAGAGAAAAUCAAAAAGAAGAGAAGCUCUGUGUUUGGAACGCUCCAUGUCGCUCACAGUUCAUCGCUGGAUGAGGUGGACCACAAGAUACUUGAAGCAAAAAAAGCCCUGUCGGAGGUGACGGCGUGUCUGAGGGAGCGGCUCCACCGCUGGCAGCAGAUUGAGAAGCUGUGCGGCUUCCCGUUGGUCCACAAUUCGGGGCUACCAAGCCUGACAGCCAGCCUUUACUCGGACCACAGCUGGGUGGUGAUGCCACGGGUGUCGAUGCCACCGUACCCCAUCGCCGGCGGAGUGGAUGACCUGGACGAAGACACGCCCCCCAUCCUCCCACAGUUCACAUCCACCCUGAUUCGCCCCCCGUUGACACGUAACAGCAGCUUGUGUCGCUCCCGCCGGAGCCUGCUGAGCUCCCCCCAGUCCUCACUGAUGUCCCCGGACCCGGACCUGCUGUCCAUGGCCAGCUCGGCCCUCUCCUACCACACCGAGGCAGACGAGGACCAACUCUUCUUCAGCUCAGAUAGGAGGGGGGAGGCCCUGCAAGAGUCCUGCUCCGACACAGACUCUCUCAACUCCUCCAUGGGGCGUAAACAGCUGCAUGGCACCGGCACGCCGGGAGUGGAGGCCCCCUAUCGCAAGAUUUCCCGCGAGGAAUUACUGCUGCUCAGCCAAUGUCAGGAGCCUCCUGCUGGCGGGCUCCCCUCCCCCUCGACCACCACCACCCUCCCUACCGCCACCAGCAGUGGCAGUCUCAGGGACACCACCCCACCUCCGGCCGCCAGCUCUGGUGGGCCGCCCUCCUCCAACACCUCCCCAUCCCCGGCCCAAGAGCACCACCCGUCGGGGAACAAGGGCUCACCUGACCUCACUCGAAUCAUCCCAGAGUCGACGCACAGUGUGCCCUUCCCGCCAGGGCGCCCGGUCCCGGUGGGCAAGGGCAUGUACAAUGGCAUCCUGGAGAAGUCGUACAGCUUUGGCCAGCUGCCGGCGAGCAUGCUGCCCAGUGGCAGCGUCCGGCGCUACCCGUCUCUCACCUCCCUGGACCUGGAGGGCCGGAGCGCGGGGAAGGAGCAAAAGCUUCAGAGCGCAUCCUCCCAGGACUCCAGCGACAACGGGGAGAAAAUCAAGCGCUCCUCCUCGAAGAUUAGGAGCCUAUUUAAGAAGAAAAAGUAAAAAAAGAACAAAAGACAUUUAUUUAUAUACAAAAAA